This is a messenger RNA of Schistocerca piceifrons (Central American locust), 311 nucleotides long. RefSeq names its product cuticle protein 16.5-like. Lineage: Eukaryota; Metazoa; Arthropoda; Insecta; Orthoptera; Acrididae. The transcript has 2 exons. The coding region runs from base 16 to 243 and encodes 75 amino acids. The record is from RefSeq and is a predicted model, not a curated record.
UUUUUCCUUGUAGCGAUGGUUGUAUCUCCAGUGAUCCUCGCCGCCGUGCUGGCCGCCGCUGCCGCCGCCCCCGAGCCACGGCCCGCCCCCGGCUUCCUGGCCGCGCCUGCUGUUGCCGCCGCCCCCGUGGCUUACGCCGCCCCCGCCGUGGCCGCCCCCGCCGUUGCCUACGCCGCGCCGGCCCUGCACGCCCCCUUGGCUUACGCAGCAGCGCCGGCCAUCGUCAAGACACACCUCAUCUGAGCGUAUGUCACAGUGUUGUCGCUGUAUGAAACGAAAACUGAAUAAACUGAAACGCUUCUAGAAAUAAA